AGUAUCUGCAAGCUUCUCGUGCCGAACUCAUGAAGACUGCCGCACGCGUUCUACCUUUCACCGUUCUGCCAUUUUCCCCCAACAAAAUCUUAUGUUUAACGGAGGACGACGACCGGGACCAAAAGAAGCUCAAGUGCUUGUGCUUCUUCAGGAGGCCCAUAUUCGAGGUUCAUCUCGUUAUCGAAAGCAUCCGUACCAACACAGAAAGCUACGACUUCGUGCGAACCAGCAACGAAAGAUCACUGACCCAGCAGACCCAUCCACGGUGGUUGAGGCGUCAGUAUAUAGAUGGCUAUGCUCGCUGUACGUCUCGUACAACAAAAGAAGAGAAAGAUGCUUCAGCGCUGGAGACGAAAGCUGCGCUUUUGGCCUUAUACCUGGAACCGUGAGUCGAACUUGUGGAUGAGUCUACACCAUGGGGGAUUUCGAACUAUUGCUGGAGCUGUAUAUCCCGUUCGUAGGCGUGUACGAUAGGACAGGACUGUCUGACAAAUCCAUAUCAAGGUGGUGCAUAUAAUAAACAGGGCGUUAUUAUGAAGAAACACCAACCUAUUUUUUUUUCUUUGUCUACAUGUGAACAGUGUCAUUCCGAAUAGAAGAGUUAUUGAUUGAUUGAUUAACUAAUUGAUUGAUUAGUGGGGUUUUGUGGCACAAGGGCCAUAGGUGGCCAAAGAGCGCCAUGUCUUUAUGUGUUGUAAGCGGUGACCGAUGGUUGCAAUGAUGGUGUAUUUUGGCUGUAU
Molecule: messenger RNA, 740 nt
Organism: Rhipicephalus sanguineus (brown dog tick)
Lineage: Eukaryota; Metazoa; Arthropoda; Arachnida; Ixodida; Ixodidae
Exons: 3
Coding region: 30-389 (119 amino acids)
Source: RefSeq, a predicted model, not a curated record